Molecule: messenger RNA, 1401 nt
Organism: Jaculus jaculus (lesser Egyptian jerboa)
Lineage: Eukaryota; Metazoa; Chordata; Mammalia; Rodentia; Dipodidae
Gene: Znf296
Product: zinc finger protein 296
Exons: 3
Coding region: 1-1401 (466 amino acids)
Biological process (GO): regulation of transcription by RNA polymerase II; negative regulation of dendrite development
Cellular component (GO): nucleus
Molecular function (GO): RNA polymerase II cis-regulatory region sequence-specific DNA binding; DNA-binding transcription factor activity
Source: RefSeq, a predicted model, not a curated record
AUGUCCCGCCGCAAGGCCGGCAGCACGCCCUGCCGAGUAGACCCGGUGCCCACCGUCCCCGCAGGCGACGACGUGGACGUGGAGCUGGAGAUGUCGGAGCUCAUCGUGGAUGUGAAACCCGAGCCGGACGCGCGGGUCCUGCAGGCCCUGGGGCUGGAUCGCUUCGCCUCCAAGGACGUGUCCAGGCUCGGGGGCGAGUCCGAACCCGUGUCUUCCGGGGCCGCCGUCCACCCCCUGGGCGCGCGCAGCUCGUGGGCCCUGUGGAUGCCGCUGACCCCCAACCUUUCCGACCGACAGCCCUGGACCGACAGACACCCUGAUCUGUUGACCUGCGGCCGCUGCCUGCAGACCUUCCCGUUGGAGGCCAUCAUUGCCUUCAUGAAUCACAAGAAAGUAGGCUGUCAGGUCACACAAGGGCCCAGUCCCGACCAGGUCUCAGAGCCAAAGGAGCUGAAGGUCCUGAGCUGCCUCCGAUGCGGCAGACAGUUCCUGGGGGCCUGGAAGCUGCUGCGUCACGCCCAGUGGGACCAUGGGCUGUCCAUCUACCAGACGGAAUCGGAGGCCCCGGAGGCGCCGCUGCUCGGCCUGGCUGAGGUGGCGGCCGCUGUGUCUGCCGUGGCCGGGCCAGCAGAGGACAAGGCCUUGGGUGCGGCCGGCGCUGCUGCCCGGAGGAGCCCCACCUGCCCGGUGUGCAGGAAGACGCUGAGCUCCUUCAGCAACCUCAAGGUCCACAUGCGCUCGCACACGGGCGAGCGGCCCUACGCCUGCGACCAGUGUCCCUACGCGUGCGCCCAGAGCAGCAAGCUCAACCGGCAUAAGAAGACCCACCGGCAGCCCAGGCCCCAGAGCCCCUGCACGUCCGACAGCAGUACCGAGCAGAGGUCCGCGGCAGCUCCUCCAGAGCCCGCUGCCCACGCGGCUGCCCCGUCCACUACCCUUCCUUGCAGGGGUGCCGAGGGGGCCGGAGCAGCUGCUACAGCGGGGAUCCAGGAACCAGGGGCUCCUGGCAGUGGAGCCCAAGCAGGCCCUGGUGUAAAUGGCUGGGGAGCCGUGGCCAGUGUACAGAGGACUGACCCUGCCCAGAGCCAGCAGUUGUCUUCAUCGCCCAAGAAGAUGGUGGGCAAAAGCCGUGGGCCGGGGGGCAGCUGCGAGUUCUGUGGGAAGCACUUCACCAACAGUAGCAAUCUGACUGUCCAUCGGCGCUCACACACGGGCGAGCGGCCCUACGCCUGCGACCAGUGUCCCUACACCUGCGCCCAGAGCAGCAAGCUCAACCGCCACCGGCGCAUGCACGGGCCGCCUGGCAGCACCCGCUAUGAGUGCCCACACUGCUGCGUGCCCUUUGGCCUGCGGGCCACCCUGGACAAGCACCUGCGGCAGAAGCAUCCAGAGGUGGUCUGA